Bacillus rossius redtenbacheri is the source of this 612-nucleotide messenger RNA. RefSeq names its product omega-conotoxin-like protein 1. The record is from RefSeq and is a predicted model, not a curated record. Bases 208 to 480 code for a protein of 90 amino acids. The transcript has 3 exons. NCBI's taxonomy places the organism in Eukaryota, Metazoa, Arthropoda, Insecta, Phasmatodea, Bacillidae.
GUUGCAUGUGGGUCUCGGCGAACAGCUGCCCCCGAUGACGCGCGCCACGCGGCCUUGAUCCCUGGCGCAUGCGCAGUGAGAGCAGCGAGUGAGUGUUCCGUCGCCCCGGCAGGGCGCAGCUCAGUUCCGCUCGACGCUCGCUGGAGGAAGGCAGCUAGCUGUAUCAGCAACUGCUACUACGUGAUCAAGUCUGCUGGUCCCUGGAAGAUGUCGAAGGCUCUGGUGCUGGUGCUCGCUGGCCUGCUGCUGGUGACGGCGGUGCUGGCCCGCUCCACGCAGCAGUCCACGAGGGGCGCCGCGCAGGUCCAGGCCCAGGGCGGCCGGUGCGGCCGGCACGGCGACACGUGCGUGUCGGACAGCGACUGCUGCCAGUCCAUCAAGUGCCACCGCUACGCUAACCGCUGCCAGGUGCAGAUCAGCAUGGAGGAGCUCAUGGCCCAGCGGGAGAAGAUCCUGGGACGCCGCGGCCCCGACAACUAGUGGUCCAGCCGGCCGCUUGUUCCCGGCAACGCUGCAGCUCGGAUAGCACCCAGCUUGUUCCCGUAUCCUUGAGUGUGUUGUGACGGGAUUGACAAACAAAUGGAUAAAAUAAACGACAUAUACUUUUGUUUA